Messenger RNA from Plectropomus leopardus (leopard coralgrouper), 528 nucleotides. NCBI's taxonomy places the organism in Eukaryota, Metazoa, Chordata, Actinopteri, Perciformes, Serranidae. The record is from RefSeq and is a predicted model, not a curated record.
CGGAACCGUCGCGGCAGUUGAAACAACUACACCUGAAGCUGCACAAAAAAAAGCCUCUUAACAUCGCGAUUCUCGUCUUCGGAGUGAUCAGAAAUGAUCGAUAUGAUCGAGAAGGAGGACCCGGUCAUCAGCGAGGAGGAGGCGGCUCAGUAUGACCGUCAGAUCCGACUGUGGGGGCUCGAUGCCCAGAAGAGGUUGCGAGGGUCCCGUGUGCUCCUGGCAGGUUUAGGUGGUCUGGGGGCUGAAGUUGCCAAGAACUUAAUCCUGGCUGGAGUUAAAGGACUCACUCUGCUGGAUCAUGAACAGGUGUCAGAGGAGUCAUGUCGAGCUCAGUUCCUGGUUCCGGUCACUGCUCAGGGUCAGAAUCGAGCGCAGGCGUCUCUGGAGCGAGGGCAGAACCUCAACCCGAUGGUGGAGGUCCAUGCCGACCAAGACAGAGUGGAAGACAAACCAGAUGACUUCUUUCUGCAAUUCGAUGCGGUGAGUGGACAUGGAAGUGCAUUCAAGACAGAAGACAGCUGCAUUUAG